Messenger RNA from Myripristis murdjan (pinecone soldierfish), 2785 nucleotides. Its product is annotated as X-ray repair complementing defective repair in Chinese hamster cells 5. The transcript has 21 exons. Bases 80 to 2275 code for a protein of 731 amino acids. Gene Ontology annotation, molecular function: DNA helicase activity; damaged DNA binding; telomeric repeat DNA binding. Gene Ontology annotation, cellular component: Ku70:Ku80 complex; nucleus. The record is from RefSeq and is a predicted model, not a curated record. NCBI's taxonomy places the organism in Eukaryota, Metazoa, Chordata, Actinopteri, Holocentriformes, Holocentridae. Gene Ontology annotation, biological process: double-strand break repair via nonhomologous end joining; DNA recombination; telomere maintenance.
UGUUGUUCUUGAGUCAUAGUUUUCCUGCGGAGUCAUAACAAGGUGACGCUAGAUCUGGGAGAGAGGGAAAAGAGAAAAGAUGGCACGGGCAGCAAAGUCAGCACUGGUGUUGUGCAUGGAUGUGGGCUUCUCCAUGUCCAACUCCCCUCCAGGAGAAGAGCCUCCCUUUGAUCAAGCCAAAAAAGUCAUCCAGAAGUUUGUCCAGCGCCAGGUGUUCUCUGAGUCUAAAGAUGAGAUGGCCUUGGUUCUCUUUGGCACCGACGCCACCAAGAACCCACUGGACCAAGACGGCCAGUACCAGCACAUCACUGUACGCCGCCAGCUCAUGGCACCUGAUUUUGAGCUCCUGGAGGAAAUUGAGAAUCACGUCCGUCCUGAGAGCCAGCAGACUGAUUGGUUGGAUGCUCUGGUUGUCAGCAUGGAUCUCCUUCAGAAAGGAGCACAGGUGAAGAAGUACGACCGUCUCAACAUUGUCCUCCUGACUGACCUCAGCACCCAGGUCAGCUCCGACAACCUGGAUGUUAUUAUUGGAAACCUGGGAAAACUCGGCAUCACCCUGCAGUUCUUCUUUCCCUUCCCUAUGGAGGAGGAGGAGCACAAUGAGGAAGGAGGAGGAGGAGACGGGGACGGGGACAGAAGGGGCUCCAGUCGGCCAGGUGUGGGGAAAGGUCUGUCCAGGGAGCAGAAACAGGGCCUUGAGAUGGUCAGAGACAUCAUGCUGAGUCUGGAUGAGGAUGAAGGCUUGGAUCAAGUUUACACCUUCAGUGAGGCAAUUGAGCAGCUGUUCAUGUUCAAGCAUAUCGAGAGGCGUCCCAUGGCCUGGCCCUGUCAGCUGACCAUUGGCAGCUCUCUGUCCAUCCGAAUUGUUGGGUACAAAGCAGUGACUGAUGAGAAGCUGAAGAAGAUGUGGAUCACAGUUGAUGCUCAAACCAGCAAGAGAGAUGAUGUGAAGAGAGAGACUGUCUACUGCCUGGAUGACGACAAUGAGACAGAGGUGCAGAAGGAUGACACCAUUCAGGGUUUCCGCUAUGGAAGUGACAUCGUGCCCUUCUCCAAAGUAGACCAAGAGCAGAUGAAAUACAAGCAUGAUGGGAAGUGCUUUGCUGUCCUCGGGUUUACCAAACAUGACUCGAUACACCGACAUCUGUUCAUGGGAAGCCAAACCAUCAAGAUGUUUGCUCCAAAGGAUGAUGAGCAUGCAGGAGUAGCACUGUCAGCUCUCAUCCAAGCACUGGACAAACUCAAUAUGGUGGCCAUUGUACGUUACGCCUAUGACCGGCGCUGCAACCCUCAAGUAGGAGCAGCCUUCCCUUGCAUCAAGCAGACAUAUGAGUGUCUGGUCUACGUUCAGCUGCCCUUCAUGGAAGACCUCAGACAGUUUAGUUUUCCCUCUCUUGAAAACAAGAAGUUCACCCCCUCAGAGAGCCAGCUGGCUGCGGUGGACUCUUUGAUUGACUCCAUGAUGUUGGUGGAGGAGGAUGAGAACGGACAAAAAGAGGACAUGUACAAGGUUCACGAAAUUCCCAACCCUGCCUUCCAGAGGCUCUUCCAGUGUCUGCACCACCGAGCUGUGAACCCUGGCACGCCUCUCCCCACUAUGGAGCAGUGGCUGAAAGAUGCUCUUGAACGCCCCAGUGCAAUCAGUGAGCGUUGCCAGGCCCCUCUAGAGGAGAUGAAGAGGAAGUUUCCUCUGAAAGCGGUGGAGAAGAAAAAGGAGUUGAAGACUGGUGCUCAAAUUUUUGGCAAAGGCUCUGCAGAGCCAGAUGCCAAAAAGUCAAAGGUGGAUGAGGAAGAGGAGGAAUUCAACCUGGCUAAAAUUUCUGAAGGCAAUGUUACUUCGGUGGGUAGCGUGGAUCCAGCCCGAGACUUCCGCUCACUGAUCAAUCAGAAGAGUCUUCCGUUUGGAGAGGUCUGUCAGCAACUGACUCACAGGAUAGAGCAGUUGCUUAGCAACAGGAGCACGCACUACUACAUGAAAUGCAUCACCUGUAUCCAGACUUUCAGAGAGCAGUCGGUUAAGCUGGGGAAUGCUGAUCUGUACAACAGCUACCUACAGUCCCUGAAAAAGAGCAUUCCAAACAGUGGGCUACAGGUCUUUUGGGAUCUGCUUGUUCAAGAUGCUAUAACUCUGAUCAGCAAAGACGAGGUUGAAGGCAGCACCGUAUCCAAGGAUGAUGCUAAUCAGUUUCUGGCUACAGAGGAGAAGAAAGAGGUGGAGACUGAACCAGCAGUGGACGAUGCUGGAGAUGUGGAUGACUUACUGGACAUGAUGUAAGAAGGGAGGCAAUGGGAGGCAUCUCCAGUAGACAUGCAAAGAAAUGAGAAGAAUGCAUUCAUUCAACCAGACCAAACCAAUUCAUCUGUCCAUUGUUCUGCCCCUCACAUGGAGACCACAGAUAAUUUGCAGUACAUCACACUGCUGUGAGUAGGCAAGCAACUGUCAAUACUGAGUCAGUGCAUGCAUACUGCACAGAAUGUAGUCUGACUUUAGUGUGGUUUGCAUCAGAAUGACUCAGGAUGCUUUUCUUCAAAAUUUAUUAGAGCUGCGCCUUAUGCAGAUGUGUCCAGUGCUAUGUACAAGUUUGUUCACUUUUAAGUGUCAGUUGUUGUAAUUGUCUAAGAAACUGCUGUUUUUAUAUGUUCUUAUUGAUUGCCUUAAAUCUCUAAAGAUUUAUGUGUACUUUAAACCCUUUAGUACUUAACAGAAAACAGCACUGCUGUGUCUGAUAGACUGCGGGUUUAUUAUCUAACAUUAGUGUAUCAAUAAAGCUUUACGGUUGAUGAA